CCUCCCUGGCACUAUGGCUACGCACACACGCACCCACCCACUGGCUAUACGUGCAUAGAAUAUUAUACAUACUGUACACACCCGUCAGAAAGAAUACAUAUAACUCCCUGGGCUCCCCUCCCUCGACCUCGUCCUUGGUCUCGUAUAAUCGUAUAGGCCCUGUUCUCCCAUAGACUCGCAUUCCUGCCGGCUUCCCCCCCCAUAUAUCCCAACUCGUCGCAAUAGAAGGCACCAGCACCCCGCAAUUCGCACUAGAGCACUCCUAAUGGACACCGCCAUUCGGUCGUGCGGCUUCGCUUAAGAAAGCUCACACUAUACUACGCACUACGCCAUAUUCCAGCUGCAGCAUAAACUCCGACAAUGUCGUCCUCGGUGGUACUGCAGUCCACCUACUCCGCUGGCGGGGUUCAGCACUGGCAAGCGACACGGUCUGGUAACGAGGACCCACGAGAAGAUGCCCUACGCCUUCUCAGCGAGUUUCUCUGCAGCAUCGGGAACAAAGCUGCACCCGAAGAUACCCGAGCGGCCGCCCUCUCCUUCCUGGGUGAACCCCCACUCACGGGACCUGUCGCUCACACCACCACCACCACAAACACCAAAACACACCAUGAGCUUCCCGCAGGCCAGGAGUCGCCCCUGUCCCCAAUAAACGCCAUGGUGCUAAAGCUGCGAGCGGCCCGCAUCGCUCGCGAGACCCGCGAAUCGCAAACAAAGAACGCCUCGGCUGUGCCGGGCAAGAUUUUGCCUACCCCCGAUGAGCAGGUCCUCACCCAGACCCUAACCAACCACGGCAUACCCGAAGUCCACCGCGUCUCCUACAAGCGCCCGCGCAACCUCCAUCAACAGGCCACCCUUCGCCGGUUCGACCAGGCGAGGCUGAGGCGGUGGUGGAACUGGCAUGAUAAGCAUAUGGAGCUGUUGAGGGAGGAUAAAUUGCAGAAAUCGCGGAGACGGCAGUUUCUUUCCAACCUACGUACGCAUGCCUGGAUCACACCACCGCCGUCACCUGCGGCCGGGCAGCAAAACCCGGAGCAGCAACAACAGCAGCAACGCCCGAAGAACGUGCAGGCUACCGGCGAGAUCAAGCAGCGGAAAGAACGUGCCCAGCAUCUCACGAAAUUGCGCACCAGCUCAGCCCCCAACCUUCGUUUACAAGGCGGUAAAGCGGAGGUCGUGGUGUUGUCGCCCGUCUCACCCGUCGAUGCCAAUAAGGAAGACCACCUCUCCCAACGCCGAGCGUCAUUGUCGAAGCUGCGGCCAAGGACACCCACCGCGAUCGUUACCCCGCCGGCGUUCCCGAUCUGCCAUAAAUGCCAUUCGCCCGAAGACCACCGCAGGCAUAUCGUUGGCGAGGAAAACUGUGGGGCGUUGACAACCCUGCAGCCGGAUUUUUGGUCCCAGUGGGCUGCACAAGAAACCCUUGCAGAGCAACGGGAACACCUCCGCACCCGCCUAGACAAAGUCGACAUCGCCGGCGAUGCUUCUCUCCAACGCAAAAUCCAUAGAAAACGGUGUUUCAUCACCGAGGACGCCGCUUGGUGAAGCACACUCUCAAACCCUGUCGAUAUACCCAGUUAUCCCCCCAAUUUUGUGUCCCGCGUCGUCUAGUUCACCCUAACCGUAGACAAUGCAGUGAACCUUACAGUCGGCGUACGCCCCGCCCCCUCUUUGGCUGGCCCAUCCCCCCACAACCCCUACUGCUAGAGAGAUUACAACCCCUCCCCGCGCGCGACUGGUUUUCGCACCUUUGUAUAUAUCCCCUCUCGGUUGUUUGCUUUCCCUUUGGCUGGUCCUGAUUGUGUUUGUUUGGUUGGUCCGUAGAGCGGGUCCGGUUUUUGUUGUUUGAAUGAAUGAGAUGAUUUGUAUGAGGAUUUGAAUGCCAUUUCGGAUACGUUUAGG
Molecule: messenger RNA, 1899 nt
Organism: Fimicolochytrium jonesii
Lineage: Eukaryota; Fungi; Chytridiomycota; Chytridiomycetes; Spizellomycetales; Powellomycetaceae
Exons: 3
Coding region: 361-1542 (393 amino acids)
Source: RefSeq, a predicted model, not a curated record